This is a messenger RNA of Mobula hypostoma (lesser devil ray), 3340 nucleotides long. RefSeq names its product TNF receptor-associated factor 5-like. NCBI's taxonomy places the organism in Eukaryota, Metazoa, Chordata, Chondrichthyes, Myliobatiformes, Myliobatidae. Gene Ontology annotation, molecular function: tumor necrosis factor receptor binding; zinc ion binding; thioesterase binding. Bases 796 to 2484 code for a protein of 562 amino acids. The transcript has 12 exons. The record is from RefSeq and is a predicted model, not a curated record. Gene Ontology annotation, biological process: protein K63-linked ubiquitination; tumor necrosis factor-mediated signaling pathway; positive regulation of canonical NF-kappaB signal transduction.
AUAGACCAACAUUACACAAAAUAAUAUUAAUUUCACAAGGUUAACAUUUAGCAUAAGGUGCAUUUACAAGUUAAAAGAGCUGAAGUGUUGCAGCCAGUUCCUUCAGCAAUGUUAUUUAUAUAAAUUAAUUCAUUCUGAAACUUCAGCUACCCAUUCCCCAACUCUAAAACUCCUACUCUACAUGCAAAUCGUCUCCCUCUUAAGGAGCCUCCAUGAAAUUCAACUCUAAUCAAGCUAUUGAUUCUUUUUAAUUUUUCCUUCUUUGCCUGGGUGUCCAUGAUUCCAUGAAGUACGAUUGGAUUUAAUUUUCCACAUUAAGUGCUCUGUAAACGCAAAUAGUUACUGGUUUCCUGUGGUAUUUUAUGUUCUCCAUAUAAAUAAGUAUUUGCAAGAACCUCCUUCAGGCGGAGUGAGUUUGUGAUUGGACAACGGAAGCAGCUCUUAGUGGAGCCUCUUAAUCGACUUGGUUCUAUUAUAAAUGCACAUGCAAAUUAAUAGUGGAAACCACCUAAUUCAGAUUACAUUUGUGUUCUUCAUUAGUGGCCGUGCUUUGCGUGCCUCUCUAACGGAGGGAAGGAAUAUUAACACGACGCGCAGUUCGUGGCUCAUUUGAAUAUGCGGCUUCAAGAUCCAUAAUGGCAACAUUUGACGUCAGUUUCGUUUUAAGUGUUGAGAGGAUGUGAUACUUCCUGAAACAAUGUGUGAUCGUGCCUUCGGAGUGUUGGGCGGCUUACCGAGUUCAGCCCGAGUCCGUUUCGACCGCAUGCGUAAGGUUUGUUGAGCAACAGAACGCUGAUGGCCUCCAAAGAAGUUCCUGGUGUCAGAUCAAGCGUGUUUAUUCGUCAAGAUAGUUCCAACACAUCACUGUCUUUGGGAUUUGACCCUUAUCAGGAUGGAUUAAAUCUUCAAUUUGUGGAACCUCUGGAAGAUCGGUACAAAUGUGUCAGUUGCUCCUUUGUUCUAUGUAAUCCUUACCAGACUGGAUGUGGGCAUCGAUUUUGUGAAAACUGUAUUGCAGAUUUAAUAGAGUCAAAACCUAUUGGCAUUUGUCCUAUUGAUCAUGAAGGAAUCAUUCCAAAUUUGAUAUUUAAAGAUAACUGCUGCAAGAGGGAGGUGUGGAAUUUGAUGGUGUACUGUAAAAAUGCACCAGACUGCAGUGUAACUGUAUCCUUUGGACGUUUAGGGGAUCACCUUAAAAAAUGUCAGUUUGAAACGGUAACAUGCGUCAAUGGUUGUGAUGCUACCUUGCGAAGAAAAGAUUUAAUUGAUCAUUUGCAAACGGUGUGUGAAUAUAGGGAAGAAGCCUGCCAAUAUUGUAAAGUGACUUUAGUUUUUAAAAACAUUAAGGAACAUGAAGUGAUCACAUGUCCGAAGUAUCCGAUUAAUUGCACAAACAAUUGUGGUGAAAGUUUUAUAAGAAGUGAGCUUGAUGCACACCUGACCAUCUGUCCAGAAAGUGAAGUGGAAUGUAGCUACAAAAAGUAUGGUUGCCAUGCCAGGGAAAAACGGAGGAAAAUUGUGGAGCAUGAGCAUUCUUGCUUAAAUGAACAUUUAUUGCUUGUUGUUAGAAACAAUAAUAAGUUGGAAGGACAGAUACUGGAUCUCCAAAAAACGUUAUGUGACAGAAACCACAUUAUCAGUCAGUUGGAAGAACAAAUCAACAAACUUGACAGUAAGGUUGCGCAAUUAAGUGAGCUCAUUUCGAAAAAUGAUGACGAAGUUGUAAGAACACAGAAAAUUCUGGCUGGUCAUGCUGACAAAAUAAUAACUAUUGAACAACAUUCACAACAAUUUUGCAGAAGAUUAGAUCAAGAAAGAAAUAAUGAAGUAGCAGCAUUGAAGGAAGUCAUUCACAUAUUGAAGGAAAAAGUGGAAUGUGCUGAAAAUAACAUUGCAUCAUUGGUGUCUUUUGAGCCAUGCCUGAAGCAACAUGAAUUAUUGUUAAGUGCUCAUAAGAAGCUACUGGAAGAGACGAAUGAAAGAUUUCGAGUUUUAGAAGCAACUGGCUAUAAUGGCAAACUGAUUUGGAAGAUCUGCAACUACAGAAGGAGAAAGCAGGAAGCAGCAGAGGGUAUGGCUGUUUCUCUUUUUAGCCAGCCCUUUUACACCAGUCGCUGUGGAUACAGACUGUGUGCUCGGGCGUAUUUAAAUGGAGAUGGAGCAGGCAAAGGAACUCAUUUAUCAUUGUUCUUUGUUGUUAUGAAAGGUGAGUUUGACUCUCUGUUAACGUGGCCAUUUAAACAGAAGGUCACUCUCACACUGCUUGACCAGGGCCCGAAAAAACAUCACAUAGUGGACCUCUUUAAGGCUGACGCCAACAGCACCAGUUUUAAAAGACCAGUUUCAGAAAUGAAUAUAGCAUCUGGAUGUCCUCGAUUUGUGUCUCAUGCAGUACUUGAAGGUGGGAAAACAGGGACGUUUAUAAAAGAUGACACAUUAUUCAUCAAGGUCAGUGUGGAUUUAACCGAUCUUGAAGAUCAAUAGAAGAACUUCUAAAACAUAUCUUCAAGAAGCUAAUGGAGUCAUUAUGAAAAUCUAUUCUUCAACAUUGAGCAUUAUGUUACCAUAUUUUAUUGAAUAUUUGGCACCAUAAAAACUAAUAUAAUUUGUAACUAUUGUGAAUAUUUUUAUUUUUCUAUUAAAUGCAGAUCUCUUAUGUAUAUAAAGAUUUUGUAUGAAUGCUGACUAUUUGCAUUGUUCAUCUGGUGUGAUUAUUGUUAAAUCUAAUCAGACAAAUACCACUUAAGCCACACAGAUGUAGAAAUUCAAUAUUGAUAGUUGCACAUUGUGGCCAUAAAGUUCAUGGAGGAUAAACAAAAUGAGCUGGGUGUCCAAAUACUGAAUGGCCUUAACUUCAACCGGGUGGCUGCUUGGAAACAUCGUAGGCCUGAUUUCUAUUGUGGCACAAGCAUCCUAUAAAUGUUCCAGAUCCAUUGUGGAAUUUGCCUGCAGAACAAUGGGGCCUAUUGCCUGGUAUCAUUACCUGGUUUACAAGCAGGUUAAGCAGCAGAUCAUAAAGGUUCCACUGGAGGCUAUAAUGAAGUUUACUCUGCUGAUCUUCUCUGCUCAUUUCUCACCCAAGGUGUUUGAGGAUUAUCAAUUGGGCAAGCAACUCACAUUCCACCUGGUUACAGUGCCAAGUUUGAUCAACUAUUACAAUCAGGUCCAGUGCCAACUCUGGUCUGUUUGCACAGUGCUUCUUCCUGUGUAAACCACAUGCAAUUUGACAUAGAUUCUGAUACUAAUAAAUUUGUGUACCAUAAAUUAAAAAAGUUACCUAUGUUAAGAAAACACAGCCAUAUUAACUUAGAGGUGUUUCAUUUAUAUCAAUUAAAAUGUA